This is a messenger RNA of Macrosiphum euphorbiae (potato aphid), 1233 nucleotides long. Lineage: Eukaryota; Metazoa; Arthropoda; Insecta; Hemiptera; Aphididae. The record is from the annotation of a GenBank genome assembly.
AUGGCCAAAAUGAGGUGCUUAUUAGUUGGCGUGAUCGUGUUGAAGAUCGUCGCCUUUGGUGCUGCUGAAGCUGCACCCGAAAGUCAAGCCCCGUGGACUCAUAAGGACACCGCACCUUCCACCGGGAUGACGAUGACGGACGGCCGAAACGUGAUCUCGCCGAGGAUGGACUUCGAAGAGUGGACGCCACUGGGACGAGGCGACCCGCUCAAGAAUGACCCGACGUUCGACUACCUGCCACCGGUGCUGGACAGAGUGCACUAUUGGAAAUCUCCGCCGGCGGCCAGUAACCGCGCUCACUAUUACUCCUCGUCCUUGUCCACGGCCACGCCGACCACGCCGCCGUCGCAGGCUGUCCACGGCGGUUACAACCGACGGUUCUUCCUGACGGACUUUUCCAAAAGGGAACCGGCGCAGGCCGCGUCUUACGCACCAAUAAAAAGACUGCCACCCAGCAAUAAUAUCAUACUGCAGCCUCAUCACCAUCACCCGCACAGUCACCACCACGCGCAACAGCAACAGAUGCAACACCACCUGCAGACGCUGCAGGCGGUGUCCGCGGCCGGUUACCACUACUCGAUGCACCCGGCCGCGCCCGCGCCUAGGACCCCGUUGCCGAUGCUCACUCCGCCGCCGUACCAGCAGUGGCCGGCCGCCGUGGAUGGUCAGCGACAGUCGUUGUCGUCGUCGUCGUCGUCGUCCCCGGACUUACCGGGUAACGCGGUGGCCGAGAGCAAACAACCGCCGCCGACCAUGGUCCGGGCGCCGACGCGGCUCGUUCCGCCGUCGUCCCAUCAGUCGGCGGUCAUCAAGGCCCUGUUGGACGACGAAGUUGACCGGACCACGGUGACGACGACCGGCACCCCCAUUACCGGAGCCGUCUGGAUGACGACGAUGAUGACGACGACCACGUCGACGCCGCCCCCGCCCCCGCCGCCGUCACUGACGACCACGACUACGACGCCACCGGCCACUUUCACGACCGCACGGACCACGCCACAGGUGGCCGUGACGGACCCGCUGUUCUCGCAUUACAGACAGUCACCGGUCACCGGCCGUCCCAUGUACCUCAUCAUACAGGGCCACUCAAAGGUCAAGACUUACGGACUGGCCAGCAAGUUGGACGACCUGACCGCGGCCCCCGUGGUGCAGGACCACAACCACAUAGGCAACCAACCCCCAGACGAACCGAGCCGGAGGAAACGCGACCACUACCACGGUACUCGUCGAUAA